Molecule: messenger RNA, 1410 nt
Organism: Hypoxylon trugodes
Lineage: Eukaryota; Fungi; Ascomycota; Sordariomycetes; Xylariales; Hypoxylaceae
Exons: 1
Coding region: 431-1069 (212 amino acids)
Source: RefSeq, a predicted model, not a curated record
CAUCCUUUGGGUAUCGUGGCGUCUGGCAACAAUUUCACUCUUUACAUUCUACAUCAAGGGAAUUUCUUACUCUUGUGUUCUAACAAUCACUUUCUUUUCGCACCAACAACCCUUAGUGGUUCUCACUUUCUUUCGUUCUAUUUUCGUUGCCAAGGACACAAAGCCACUAUACUCCCUCAGGCGGAGCAUUGGACCGAAUAAAUCACAAGGCAAACAUAUACGAACAAUAGCAAACAAUAAAGAUCAAUUCGUUUCAGAAUCACUUCCUAUAUAUCAUUAGGACUGCUGUUCUUUUUUCGCUGGUGGAAAAAGACGUUGAUCAAUUAUCCAUUUAUUUCUCUACAUUGGCUAAGUCCCAAUUUAUCAACUUUCUCUUCAUCCACGAAAACGGAAAAGAUUCCAGAGAGCCAGCCUCAUCAAAUCAGCAAUCAUGAAGUUUCAGCUCGCUUCCCUUGCCGGCCUUCUCAUGGCCGGCCAAACUAUCGCCGCCCCUGUCCAGGCUAGGGAUGGUGUUAAGAUGGCCUCGGAUUACAUCCUCGAGAUUGCCCCCAAAUCUGCAACAUGCGACAACACGGACGAGUGUCGCACAAAUGUCCAGGCCGGUCCUCUUUUCGCCGACGCUAUGCUUAAGUACAAUGUCAAGAAUGCGGCUCAGAUCGCUGGUAUUCUUGCCCUAACAGCCUUUGAGUCUGACGACUACAAGUACAAGCACAACAUCUCCCCGGGUCGACCCGGUCAGGGCACUAGCAACAUGCAGCAAUGGCCCUUCACUCUCAAGUAUGCGCAAUCCAUCCCGGAACUAAAGGACAAGCUCUCCGGUGUCACCGAGAGCGUCGAUGACAACAAGAAGAAUGAGAUCCUCGCACUAGUCACCCCCGAUGAGUACAACUUCGGCAGCGGACCUUGGUUUUUCACUACCCAGUGCAGCACCGAUAUCCAGGAAGCCCUGAAGGCUGGUACCGACGCUGGCUUCCAACAGUACAUGUCAUGUGUCGGUAUCACCGACGUCACCCCAGACCGACUUGAGUACUGGAACCGCGCCAAGACCGCCUUUAACCUCUCGGGUUGAAUUCCCGAUGACGGGAGCGCUUUUCUCAAUAGUUCGACGUCUGGGAAUGGACAAGGGCAGGCGACAAACAACAACAAUAACCAGACAUCCGGAGUUGGGGUCGGUCGGGUUGGUGGUUGUAUGAACAUUUACGCGUGGGCAUUUAUAGCAUCAUGUCUUAUGGUUGUCUAGCGGGGAAAAGAGCGGUUCUGCUCGGUUUUUGAAUGCUUUGAUCUUAUUCGCUUCUAUUUGUACAUAUACAAUGAUCUUUGAAUCUACUGUCUUAUAUGACGAUUUAACGGUCUGAACCUUUUACUCUUCGAUGAAUGCUGUGAUUAUAAUUGUCGCUAAAUGUAUCACGU